Messenger RNA from Penicillium subrubescens, 621 nucleotides. RefSeq names its product carboxymuconolactone decarboxylase family protein. NCBI's taxonomy places the organism in Eukaryota, Fungi, Ascomycota, Eurotiomycetes, Eurotiales, Aspergillaceae. Bases 1 to 621 code for a protein of 206 amino acids. The transcript has a single exon. Gene Ontology annotation, molecular function: peroxiredoxin activity. The record is from RefSeq and is a predicted model, not a curated record.
AUGCGGCUCCCAUACGCCCCCAACACCCCACCCACCGAUGGUGACGAUGCAGCCGACACUGCGGACAUCUAUGCCCGCAUCGCGGCACGAAGAAAACCGCGACCCCUCAUCCCGCUGGAUCUCUCCCUGUUGCACAGCCCACCCGUCGCUGAUGGCUGGAAUAGCUUCCUCGGUGCCAUUCGCACGCGCACCGUCGUGGACCUGGGCCUUCUCGAAUUGGCCGUGUGCCGUGUCGCCGUGCUCAAUGGCGCUGUCUACGAGUGGAAUGCCCACGCUCCCCUCGCACUGAGGGGAGGCAUUGCACCGGAGGAACUCCGGGCUUGCCGGUCAUUGCCCUGCACCGCGGAAGGUGACCUCGCUCAGUUGGAGAGUAGCGUGCUGACCCCACGCCAGCGCGCUGUGCUGCGAUACACCGACCAGAUGACUCGGACCAUCAAGGUAGAGGAUGCUGUUUUUGCCCAGCUGCAGGCAGUCGGUUUCAAUGACCGGGAGAUCGUGGAGCUGACCACUGGCGUUGCGGGAUACAAUUGCGUGAGUCGCUUCCUGGUGGCCCUGGAUGUUGGUGAGAACAACGACCGUGAGAUGAAGAGCGUGGACGAAUUGGUUGCUGCUCUGAAAUGA